Messenger RNA from Westerdykella ornata, 667 nucleotides. RefSeq lists its product as uncharacterized. NCBI's taxonomy places the organism in Eukaryota, Fungi, Ascomycota, Dothideomycetes, Pleosporales, Sporormiaceae. The coding region runs from base 340 to 633 and encodes 97 amino acids. The record is from RefSeq and is a predicted model, not a curated record. The transcript is spliced from 2 exons.
UGCACGUUUCUCUUAGCUCAACCUCAUUCCGACCUGCGAACUCAGAACCAACACCAUACCAACGUUAUGGCCCUUAGUUUGCUAUGCCUAUUAUGGCUCAGCAUGGCGGUGGCUCUAUGAUCGCUGUCGUCUCCGUCCUUGGCGUUGAGGUCAUCAAUCGCCCCGUUUGACCAGGUUAUACAUCGGAUUGUCCUCCAAUCUUUGGUUCGCAGGGCUAGCGAGGUUGCCUACCUCCCUGCGGUUGCUCAUAGCGACUUCCCGCUUGUUCUUCGAACGCCUUUACCCGUAGCUGGGCUUGAUCAAGUCGGAGCCCUUCACCGCUGGGAACCACCACUGUGGAUGGCCCCCAGAUUCCCCUUUGGCAUGGCGUACCCCUCUAGUGCCUUGCAAGCUCUGGUCGUGGGUCUACGGGGACAGGCCGCUCGAUUUGGAGACCUCCUGCGGGAUAGCAAACUGACCCUGAGCGUCAAAAUGAUCGAUGAUUUGUCCGUCCUUUCGGACGAGGGCAUCCAACCGCGUGAAAUUGAAACCUUGAUAUGCGAGGGUGUAAACAAUGAUAUGGUCCCGGCCUCUAUUCGAGAUCAAACAUCUGUCGCACUCGUUGCUUCUCUGUUUCCCCUUUUCCCAGUUUGAACGUUUGAGGGAUCAUCCCAUCUGUGGGGAAUUC